Zychaea mexicana is the source of this 809-nucleotide messenger RNA. RefSeq names its product NRDE protein-domain-containing protein. The coding region runs from base 155 to 709 and encodes 184 amino acids. The transcript is spliced from 2 exons. NCBI's taxonomy places the organism in Eukaryota, Fungi, Mucoromycota, Mucoromycetes, Mucorales, Lichtheimiaceae. The record is from RefSeq and is a predicted model, not a curated record.
UGACAUAUGUUAUACUGUGCUACUAUCCAAUACCUUAAAUGAUCACAUCAGCCUGUUUCCCUGACGUUAAAGCGGCAUGAAAAACAGGUCUGACUCAGCACAAUAAACGUUCUGUUUCUUCUGCUUUUUUUGUUGAACCCUUUUCUUUGUACAAAUGUGCAUUCUUUUUUGGACAGUAGACAAUCACCCUCGCUACCGAUUCAUAUUUGCCGCCAAUCGAGACGAAUUCUUGGAUCGCCCUACGGCACAUGCUCAUUUCUGGCCACCGCCUAAUAACGAUAUUCUUGCUGGUACUGAUCUCGAAGCACAAGCAACACCGCUACAUAAUGGUACUUGGCUUGGCAUUACACGGACAGGGCGAUUUGCCGCAUUGACGAAUUAUCGAGAACAAAAGUUUCUCGGCGGAAGAUCCCGAGGGGCGCUGACGCGAGACUUUCUUUUCCACGGGAGUUCAUCGGUGCACGAUUAUCUCAAGCAAAUUGAAGCUCAUGCAAGCGACUUUGGUGGGUUUAACUUGAUAUGCAUGGACUUGAAGAAGAAGGAGAAAUUGCAUGAUAUGGCGUAUUUCAGCAACCGCGAGAACAGCCACAUUACAGAUUUGUCGCCAGGCACGGUCUAUGGUAUAUAUACAAACGUGUGUGUGUGUGUUGUGCAAGACGAGCCUUCCGAGAAACAGCACGGAGUAAAGAACGGGAGCUGUGUGGGGUAGAGUGGGACAAGCUGACAAGUCGACACCGUCUACUUUUAUCUUUAUACGCGGGAUUUACAAGGCCUUUCCAACUCAGUGCUAGGGAAUCCGUGGGAAAAGG